UUCUUAAUAAAGCCUCAAUACAUGUAAAUAUUUCGAAUUUUUUUUCAAAUAAAACUCUGAAAAUGUAAAGAAAGAAAAAAAAAAACUUCACCUCUCUCUAUAGACUGCCAAAGCGAUCAGUAGUAGUACAUAGCUUCUGAAACAUACAUCAUCACUCUCUUGAAAACUCAAAAAAGAAAGAAAAACUAAAAAUAAAAGUGAAAAAGAAGUUUUAUUUCUCUUCAAGGAACUUCAGAUUCUUGAAACUCUCUUCUCAUAUAUACUCAACUCUCUUCUCACAUUACAUCUCUCUCUCCCUUGGUACCAAAGAAAAAGUGUGUUUAAGUUUAAGUUAGAGGUAAAAGAUAGUGUAUUAUUUUGUUCUAAGUAUAGUUUGUUAGUUGGAAUAAGUAGAGAAAGUAUUAAAGGUCUCAUCUUUUGCCUUCUUGGAGAGCCAAAAUGAGAAAGAACUACUUGCUAUGGUUUUUGCUCUGCGUUUUGGUCAUGAAUAGCUAUCUGGUUGUGACAAAAGGAAGUGUGGUGGUGCAAGAGAAGGCAGAUGCAGCCAUGCCAAUAACUACAUUAUCACCACCAGAAGGCAACACAACAUUUCUUGAUGGCAUAACAUGGUGUGUGGCCCAUGCUGGGGUCUCUCAAAUUGAUCUGCAGAAUGCAUUGGAUUGGGCCUGUGGGCUUGGAAUGGCUGAUUGUAAGCCCAUCCAAGAGGGGGGCCCAUGUUAUCAACCAGACAAUCUUGUCUCUCAUGCUUCCUAUGCUUUCAAUAACUAUUAUCAACAAAAUGGGAAUUCUGAUAUUGCUUGCAAUUUUGGUGGAACUGCUGUUUUAACCAAAAACAAUCCAAGUUAUGGAAAAUGCAACUAUGCAGGACCAGGAUCUGUAAGUUCAACCUCAGCACCCUCACUUUUCAUUUUGAAGAACUCUCAGAGCUUUGUUUGGUGGAAACUUGCAGGGACACUUCUAUUGCUUUUGUAUUUGGGAAGGUAACAUCCUUUGGGAAAAGAAAAAAGAACCAAAAAAAAAACACAAUGUUGGGAUCCAAUCCAAGCAUCUGAUCUGAUCAUUAGAGAUUAUUGUGAUUUUUGUAUUUGGGAUUUGCCAAGUUAUACCUUUGCUCUAGGUUUAGGAAUCUAAAUAUAGCUAUGCAAAUCUCACCUUUUCUUUAUUUUAUUUUUGUAAUCUCUUGCACUUUAUUUUGUCAAGGAGUUGUAAUAAUGCAUCUCCUCCUUAUUUAUAUAAAUAUAUAUGUUAGCCCUAGUUGUUUAAA
This is a messenger RNA of Humulus lupulus (European hop), 1264 nucleotides long. Its product is annotated as major pollen allergen Ole e 10. The coding region runs from base 439 to 984 and encodes 181 amino acids. Lineage: Eukaryota; Viridiplantae; Streptophyta; Magnoliopsida; Rosales; Cannabaceae. The transcript is spliced from 4 exons. The record is from RefSeq and is a predicted model, not a curated record.